Molecule: messenger RNA, 691 nt
Organism: Trichechus manatus latirostris (Florida manatee)
Lineage: Eukaryota; Metazoa; Chordata; Mammalia; Sirenia; Trichechidae
Gene: S100A3
Product: S100 calcium binding protein A3
Exons: 2
Molecular function (GO): transition metal ion binding; calcium-dependent protein binding; calcium ion binding
Source: RefSeq, a predicted model, not a curated record
AUGACCAGACCCCUGGAACAGGCAGUGGCUGCCAUCGUGUGUACAUUCUAGGAGUAUGCCGGGCACUGUGGGGACAAGUACAAGCUCUGCCAGGCAGAGCUCAAGGAACUGCUGCAGAGGGAGAUGCCCACCUGGACCCCGACGGAGUUUCGGGAGUGUGACUACAAUAAAUUCAUGAGUGUUCUGGACACCAACAAGGACUGUGAGGUGGACUUUGCUGAGUACGUGCUCUCACUUGCCUGCCUCUGUCUCUGCUGCCACGAGUACUUCAAGGACUGCCCCCCGGAGCCUCCCUGCUCCUAGUAACCUCUGCUCCAGAGGGGACAGGCCAGCCUGGAGGGCAGGGGUCUGCUGCACCUCUGCCCCUGAGGUGGUCCUGGGCAGGUCACCACACCCCUCCCUGCCUCUUACCUGUAUCCUUUCAAUCUAGAGUCCCCCAGGUUCACCCUGAUAGGUUGACCCAUUUUACAAGGAAGCCCAGAGACGUGAGGGGACCCCCCCAAGGAUGCACAGCUAGGCAGGGGUAGAGAGGCAAUGGUUCCAUCUUGCCCUUUGAAGCCUGCGCCUCCUACCUGUGGCCUGUGGGCCAGGAGAGGAAGAGGUGGGGGUCUGUUUUGAGGAGUGUGGGCACCCAGGAGACCAUGGGUGGGAAAGUGCCUGUUAACUCCUAAUAAAGAACUCGUGUCAGCUG